Molecule: messenger RNA, 1534 nt
Organism: Cajanus cajan (pigeon pea)
Lineage: Eukaryota; Viridiplantae; Streptophyta; Magnoliopsida; Fabales; Fabaceae
Product: double-stranded RNA-binding protein 4
Source: RefSeq, a predicted model, not a curated record
UCACUCACUCACUCACCGUAAACAAUAUAUCAUAUUCUUUCACUUCCAACACUCUCGCUUCAUUUUUGAACCCUAGCUUCAUGGAUUCUUCUUCUUCUCAUCUUCCACCUUCAAUUCCCCUUCAACCUCAACCUCAACCUCAACCUCAACCCCAACCUCAACCUCCUUAUCACUCGAUGUACAAAAAUCGUUUGCAAGAGUUUGCGCAGAAGGCAAGCAUAGGAGUUCCUGUGUAUCAAACUGUUUUUGUGGAGGGGCAGCCACAUGCUCCCAAGUUUCAUUCAACCGUGUGGGUGGGAGGAAUGAGUUUUACUAGCUCGUUCACAUUUCCCAGCAGAAAAGCUGCAGAACAGGAAGCAGCUAAGGUUGCUUUGGAUACUCUCCUUCAAAGGACCAGAGAUGAAUUGCCAUCCCUUGUCAAUGAGAUUUCUCCAUUUUGCAAGUCUAUCAUUAAUGAAUAUGCUGCUAAACUGCAUGUAGAAAGACCUACAUACAACACUGUUCAGCAACAGCUAGGAGGAGUGCUUCCUGUUUUUACGACUUCCUUAGUUUUCAAUGGUACUAGUUACACUGGCGAUGCUGCUAGAACCAAAAAGGAAGCAGAGCAGUCAGCAGCGCAUGCUGCUAUUCUAACAAUUAUGGGUGAUCCUAGCUCAGGAACUAAGCUCAUUGAGAUGAUUAAGUCAAAGUCUAUAUUUUAUGAUGCACUCAAAGGAAAGAGCCUACCUCUGUUACAGGCCAAUGCAGAGUUACCCACAGCAAAUGCAGGACAAUUGGCUGUUACAUUGGAUCAUAAAGAUACAGGAGUUACAGACUGUGUGUCUGAUAAUAAUGAAGCUAAAGUUGAAUUUCCCGAGUCUUCUAAGAUGCUUUCCACCUUUGAAGGAUUUCAAAUGCCAAAACAAGAUAUCCCCCCUGAAGCCACCAAUGUAGCUCUGCAACCGGGUUCAACAAAUUCUAUUGAUGAUGGUUCUAGUUCGAAAAAGCGGAGAAAGAACAAGAAGAAGGCUAAUAAGAAGGCACGGCUGGAAUCUCUGUUACCGGUUACUGCAGUUCCCAUGAACCAAGUCCCUCCUUGUUCGAUGGUUCAGUUACCGGUUACUGCAGUUUCCAUGAACCAAGUCCCUCCUUGUUCGGUGGCACAGUAAGAAAUUCCCAAUCACUACAGCUCCUAUGAACCAAGCCCCUUCUUAUUCGGUGGCACAGUAAAAAUGUGGAUGUGUGAUGAAUUUUUUUGUAGAUGUCGCAAAUCUUGUUGCAAAUGUGCUUCCAUGGAGAAAAAAACCAAAGUUCCUGGUUAACAUUUAGAACUUUGUUAAAAUCCUUGUUCAGUUGUAUUUUAUUUAUUAAGUCCAUGCCUUAACAUGUUUUGGGCUUCGAACUUCUGUGGCACACAAAAAAUGUGGAAGUGUGAUGAAGCAUUUGUAAAUGUCACAAACUGUAAAGAUGAAAAGUUAGUGGAUAAGAAACGGAAUUUCCUUGUUAAAAUUUUUUUCAGUGGUUGCUUGCUUGUAUUAAGCCAUGCCUUGCAUUA